Messenger RNA from Aspergillus alliaceus, 2305 nucleotides. RefSeq names its product putative mRNA splicing protein (Prp39). Gene Ontology annotation, molecular function: protein binding. Gene Ontology annotation, biological process: mRNA 5'-splice site recognition; RNA processing. Lineage: Eukaryota; Fungi; Ascomycota; Eurotiomycetes; Eurotiales; Aspergillaceae. Gene Ontology annotation, cellular component: U1 snRNP; commitment complex; U2-type prespliceosome. The coding region runs from base 215 to 1972 and encodes 585 amino acids. The record is from RefSeq and is a predicted model, not a curated record. The transcript is spliced from 4 exons.
AAGGGAAAAAGGGCGCGGGUGUGGCUGGAGCGUUUCUGUUCUCUUCCCUUGCGGAACACUUAACGUUCAUUCUCCUGUCGCUGUCCGCCUUGUUUGUGUUUCCUUCCCCCCACUUUUACUCAGUGUCGCUCCAUCUCAUCGCUCAGUGUGCUUCUGCUUUUAUACAUUGCGCAUCCCUAAGCGUCGUAAUAAGUCCACUGCCGGAACUGCCAUCAUGGCGGAUUACAACUAUGGAGGCUCCGAGGAGGAGAAUGCGGAGUUGAGGAAGCUUGAGGCCGAGUUGGUCGAUGACCCAGAUAACUUCGAAACCUGGGAACGACUGGUUCGGGCUGGUGAGGCGCUUGAAGGAGGAAUCAAUCGCAACUCCAACCCCCAGGCUAUCACCACCGCCCGAAAUGUCUACGACCGAUUCCUCGCCAAGUUUCCCCUAUUAUUUGGGUACUGGAAGAAAUAUGCGGACCUGGAAUUCUCUAUCACUGGAACUGAAGCAGCAGAUAUGGUUUACGAACGAGGUGUCGCCAGCAUCUCGCCAUCCGUCGACCUGUGGACCAACUACUGCUCCUUCAAGGCAGAGACUUCCCACGAUGCCGACGUCAUUAGAGAACUCUUCGAGCGAGGUGCCAGCAGUGUCGGCUUAGAUUUCCUAGCUCACCCAUUCUGGGAUAAGUAUAUCGAGUAUGAGGAGCGAGUGGAGGCUUACGACAAGAUCUUCGCCAUUCUUGGCCGUGUGAUUCACAUCCCCAUGCAUCAAUACGCUCGUUACUUCGAGCGCUAUAGGCAGCUCGCACAGACUCGUCCGUUGGUAGAGCUUGCUUCCCCCGAGACACUGUCUCAGUUCCGCGCGGAGCUCGAUGCGGCUUCCGCACAGGUGGCUCCGGGCGCAAAGGCCGAGGCCGAGAUCGAGAGGGACCUCCGACUACGCGUCGAUAGUUAUCAUCUUGAGAUCUUCUCCAAGACUCAAACAGAAACCACCAAGCGUUGGACAUACGAGUCCGAGAUUAAACGCCCAUAUUUCCAUGUGACUGAACUGGAUGAGGGUCAGCUGUCGAACUGGAGAAAGUACCUCGACUUUGAGGAGGCUGAAAAUUCAUACGAACGGACUCAGUUCCUGUAUGAACGGUGUCUGGUCACAUGUGCCCAUUAUGAUGAGUUCUGGCAACGCUAUGCCCGGUGGAUGGGCGCACAGCCCGGCAAGGAGGAAGAAGUGCGGAACAUCUAUCAGCGCGCAAGCUGUCUGUAUGUGCCGAUCGCCAAUCCGGCUACUCGCCUUCAGUAUGCCUAUUUUGAGGAGAUGUCGGGACGGGUGGAUGUGGCCAAGGAUAUCCAUGACGCAAUCCUGAUGUACCUACCUAAUCACGUUGAAACAAUCGUGUCUCUGGCCAACAUGUCGCGCCGUCACGGCGGCCUCGAAGCGGCAAUUGAAGUGUAUAAGGGUCAACUCGACUCGCCACAAUGCGACCUGGCUACAAAGGCAGCUCUUGUUGCGGAAUGGGCCCGACUCUUAUGGAAGAUCAAGGGCUCGGCCGAGGACGCCCGGCAGGUGUAUCAGCAAAACCAACAGUUCUACCUGGAUAGUCGGCCAUUCUGGACAAGUUACAUUACGUUCGAGUUGGAUCAGCCCACGAGUUCCGCGACUGAGAACGUGCAGUACGAGCGCAUUAAGAAGGUUCUUGAUGAUAUCCGGUCGAAGAGUUCCCUUGCUCCUGAUGUCGUGAAAGAACUCGUGCAGAUCUAUAUGGUCUACUUGCUUGAGCGAGGGACCAAGGAUGCGGCGAAGGAAUACAUGACUCUGGAUCGCGAAGUCCAUGGCCCUGCGUCUGUUUCGCACACGAAGACUGGCGCCGUGGCCCAAGCGCCUCCCAGUGCCAGUCAAACUACCCCUGUCCCUGAACCCCCCGCGGUUCCCACACCGCAGCCCAACCCUUACGCUUACUACCAACAGACCCCAGUCAAUGGCACUGAAGUUGUCUAGUCGACCUGCGUUUGUAUUACCCUCCCUAGCCGUAACACGAGGUGAAUGACUCUGUGCAGUACCUCCCGGUGGCUUACCUUGUGUAGAACAUUACUUGUCUUCUGAUUUGCUUAGCGAUUUGGCUUUUCGAGGGGGCGAAAGCUAUCUCGUCGGCUGUUUGCCCGUUUUUCUCGAUUGCUUGUUUAUUGUUUCACUUUCUCAAUUUUUUCCCCUUUUUCAAUGAUAUCAUGUGACUCGAUUGGGUGGAAAUUUUACGAGCUUGGACACUUCCCUUGUAUUCUAAUGCUUAGGUAGUAGUAUUAUUCUCAAUACAUUCCCACGGACUUGAAGCAA